This is a messenger RNA of Boeremia exigua, 831 nucleotides long. RefSeq lists its product as uncharacterized. The transcript is spliced from 3 exons. The record is from RefSeq and is a predicted model, not a curated record. NCBI's taxonomy places the organism in Eukaryota, Fungi, Ascomycota, Dothideomycetes, Pleosporales, Didymellaceae. Bases 1 to 831 code for a protein of 276 amino acids.
AUGUCUUCAACCCUAGUCCCCUCAGACCCGGCCAAGGUCAUGGUCAUCCGUGAAGUUGUACCCAGGGUCAUCACAACAUUGUCCGUUCCCUUCUGGCGAUUUGGCAAGAUAAAGAUUGGUGGACGAGGCACCAUUGUGCGCCUCCAGUCAGGCUCUCUCGCUGUCUUCUCGCCUGUUGCUCUUACCGAUGAAGUCAAAGCCAAAGUCGCGGAGCUAGGAGAAGUCCGCUACAUUUGCGCGCCCGACGCUGAGCACCACAUCUUCCUCGGCCCCUGGCACGCGGCCUACCCUCAAGCCCAAAUCAUGGGUCCCGAGACCCUCCCCGAACUUCGUGCCAAAGACAAGACCAAGGAAAACGUCCCCUUCGCGUUCCUCUUCCGCGCCUCCAAGACUCUUGAUACCAUCUCGCCCGAGUUUGACGCCGAGUUUGACUGGGAAUACGUCCACGCCCACGCCAACAAGGAAAUCGUGUUUCACCACCGCCCCACGCGCACACUCAUCGAGGCGGACUACCUAUUCAACAGCCCGUCGACAGAGCAGUUCUCCAAGUCAGGCGUCGACCCCAGCUCGGGCAUCUACACAAGGAUCUUUGGCGCUCUGACGAGUACUCAGGGCAAGGCGAUGGCGCAGCAGAGGAUGAUUUGGUGGGGCACCAGCGCGGGUGACAGGAAGAGCUUUGCUGCAUCCACAGCGAGGAUCAACAAGUGGGACUUCGACAGGCUUAUUCCGUGUCACGGUGAUGUGAUUGAGACUGGAGCGAAGAGUGUGUUCCAGAAGGUGUUGAGGUGGCACCUGGACCUGGCGACCAAGGAGGGAUUCAAAGACGCCUAG